AUGCGUGGAAUGAGCACCGCUCUCAGAGAGAGAUCACCAGGGUUCCUUUACUCAGAGUUCUAUAUCGCGGUACCGUUUGCUCACUACUUGCGAUUACCCACUGAGCCCCUCGCAGACGGUGUACUCUUUUCGGUCAUUAUGAUGGGCGUUCGAUUUGGAACAUUCUUAUUGUACUGGGCAUUGCAACCCCUCACCCGAACAUACCUAGGGAUUUACCUGAUGUGGGCCAUCAUUACGGUUCUGUCGAGCAGGAUAUAUCUGAAUAUGGUUCAACUCGCUCAAAUGGAUACAAGGGGAAGAGAACCAAAUGUCAACUUUUACGAGUAUUCAGAUGGGUGUAGCACGUACAGUCACGCCCUGACGGUUGAAUAUGACGGCCUACCCAGUCGUCGACAGUCGGUCAAUGCGCCAAAUCCCCGCCAUUCCUCUGGACACAGAAAUAUACAGAUCUUUACGAGCACCGUGACUAUGACGACCUCGGAUGGGUCUUACAAGGUUAUUGGAGGGCGACAGUUUCCUUGCAUUAUUGGAAACAAUCUACCUCCGAAAGAAGUCGUCGAGGAGACCAAGAAGGUGGAUUUCGACGAAUAUCAGAUGGAUACUAUUCCGAGGAAGCCUUCCAAUGACAAGAGGCAGUCGUCCAUCCAGUUCCUACAGUCUAAUCACCUCCGUCGCUCUUCAUCUGUCAGCGAGCAUGAAGGUGUCAAUCGUGCAUCAUUGGAUAUCACUAGGCCACAACCCCAGCCUGCAGCUCUGCAGUAUGUCCGAACUCAGCAAGCAGAUGAGAACUCCGGCAAGCUCUCUCCUCUUCCCCCCACUCCUCCACCAAAGCCACUUCGUACGCAGAGUGAUACGCUUUCACGAACAUCCGUCAGUCGACCGUCCCAAAUUGUCAGUUCUCGCCAUCGCUCCAAUACUCAACCCAUCAGUCCACCUGGAAGCGAGAUCAACUUUUACUCUACAUACUUCUCCGAUGACUAUUUUGUGACGGCAGAUGAUGGGAGACCCUUGUCCUUGAGGAUGGAAGAACGAAGAUCCCCGUCAGCCUUACAUCUCAACGAACGAAAGGCGAGUCACCGCAAAAUAACUUUUGGUGGCACCCACUCUAGGCUGCCGUUACCGUCCACUGUACCGGAGAUGGAGUCGGUUGUCUCCCGUCCAUCCCGCCUAGAGUCCCUUGCCGCGUCAGGGGGACUGCCAGCCAGAGCAGCACCAGAUCGACUUAUACCACCUCCACGACUUCAAGUGGAUAACCUCCCAAGACCUGGCGCACGACACCAAUCCCCCUCAUCCCCUUACACGACCACUCCGGCCACUGCAAGCACUAAUGCACAAUCCCCUGUCUCAACGGUGAACGUCGCCACGCCAUCUUCACCCAUUCAAGAAGAAUUUCGUGUAUUCACAGCUACAAAAGCUACGAUAGGCACCGCGAUCACGCGUCUCAAUCCUCUGGUCGCAUCCUCUAAGUGGACUUUGCCGUUCAGAAAGCUUGGUCCAGAGGUGUCCACGGUUGCCGCUGUAGAUCUUGGGUCUGAAGGAGAAUACGGAAAGCGAAGAAAGAAGUCGCACCUCUUCUCGGGGGUAUAUGUUGCCAAUCCGACCAGGCGGCGUCGGAAUACAGAGCCGUCCACGCAGACAGUUGGGAUGUCGUUCCUGCCGUGA
Molecule: messenger RNA, 1662 nt
Organism: Serendipita indica DSM 11827
Lineage: Eukaryota; Fungi; Basidiomycota; Agaricomycetes; Sebacinales; Serendipitaceae
Source: the annotation of a GenBank genome assembly